AUGAAGUUCACCGCUGCCGCCUCUCUCGCCUUCAUCGGCGCCGUCGCCGCCCAAAACUCCACCACUGCCGCCACCGGCUGUGUUGCCAAGUACAACACCUGCAGAACCACCCCAGUCGAUGGUCUUUCCGCCAACCAGGCUUACUGCGCUUCUCAGAAUGCUCAGUGCCAGGGUGACUGCUAUGCUGCUCUGAACACCUGCAGAAGCACCCCUGUCGAUGGCCUCUCUGCCAACCAGGCUGCUUGUGUUGCCGAGUAUGCUACUUGUCUCGGCGAGAACCCUAUCGCUAGCACUGGCGGUCUCAUCUCGACUUUGAUUCCCUACAGUGCUACUGCUUCUAGCAGUGCUACUGUUGCUUCCGCCUCUGGCAAUUCUAGCAUGGUUUACACUACUGAGGUUGUUACUGCGUAA
Messenger RNA from Aureobasidium melanogenum CBS 110374, 411 nucleotides. RefSeq lists its product as uncharacterized. The record is from RefSeq and is a predicted model, not a curated record. Lineage: Eukaryota; Fungi; Ascomycota; Dothideomycetes; Dothideales; Saccotheciaceae. The transcript has a single exon. Bases 1 to 411 code for a protein of 136 amino acids.